Molecule: messenger RNA, 3946 nt
Organism: Astyanax mexicanus (Mexican tetra)
Lineage: Eukaryota; Metazoa; Chordata; Actinopteri; Characiformes; Acestrorhamphidae
Gene: cyp7a1
Product: cytochrome P450 7A1
Exons: 6
Coding region: 369-1904 (511 amino acids)
Biological process (GO): cholesterol homeostasis; bile acid biosynthetic process; cellular response to glucose stimulus
Molecular function (GO): heme binding; iron ion binding; cholesterol 7-alpha-monooxygenase activity
Source: RefSeq, a predicted model, not a curated record
CAAAGAAGACAUACAGAUGAAAAAAGACCUUGAAGCUGUUUCCCAACUCAGCACAGCUACCAAAGUACAGUCGGCAGAGCUUCAGGUGGAGGUGUCCAUGGACUCCGUUCAAGGCCAUAUCCACCCAGGCAGAUUUCCUAGAGGUCUCUGGCAGGCUGUAUCCAGCAGGGGAAAAAAACUCUAGGUUUUUUUUUGUGUGCUGUGAAUGGUUUACUGGUUUACGGGGGGACGUGGAAGCUGGCGUGUGAUUGGUGGAGGGUAUAAAAGCUGGGAAAGGGCUGCAGCAUCUCUAACUACAUCUGCAUCUGAGGGAAACCCAGCAUCUGUCUGCAUCUGUCUGCAUCUGUCUGCACGUCUGCUGUAUCAGGAUGAUUAGUGUGGCUCUGAUCUGGGCAGUGGUGGUGGCACUGUGCUGCUGCCUGUGGCUCUUUCUGGGGAUCCGAAGGAGAGAACCUGGAGAGCCUCCAGUGGAGAACGGCUGGAUCCCGUACCUCGGCUGUGCCCUUCAGUUCGGUGCCAACCCUCUGGAGUUCCUCCGCAGCAGGCAGAAGAAGUACGGCCACAUAUUUACCUGUAAAAUCGCCGGACAGUACGUCCACUUCCUGUGCGACCCCUUCUCGUACCACUCCGUCAUCCGGCAGGGACGCCACCUGGACUGGAAGAAGUUCCACUUCGCAGCUUCUGUAAAGGCUUUUGGUCACGACAGCAUGGACCCGAGCCACGGCUACACCACAGAGAACCUGCACCAGACCUUCCUGAAGACGCUGCAGGGUGAAGCUCUGCCCUCCCUGAUCGAGAACAUGAUGGAGAACCUGCAGAGCGUCAUGCUGCAGUCCAACAUGCUGAAGGCCAGGCGCUCCGACUGGGAGGUGGACGGCAUCUUCGCCUUCUGCUACAAGGUGAUGUUCGAGUCCGGCUACCUCACCCUGUUCGGCAAGGAGCUGGAUGGAGAUCCGACCAUCGCCCGCCAGCAGGCCCAGAAAGCCCUGGUCCUCAACGCUCUGGAGAACUUCAAAGAGUUCGACAAGAUCUUCCCAGCUCUGGUCGCCGGCCUGCCCAUCCACGUCUUCAAGAGCGGCCACAGCGCCAGGGAGAACCUGGCAAAGACCAUGCUGCACGAGAACCUCAACAAACGCACCCAGAUCUCUGAUCUCAUCUCCCUCAGAAUGCUGCUCAACGACACUCUGUCCAAAUUCAACGAGAUCGGCAAGGCCCGGACCCACGUCGCCAUCCUGUGGGCAUCCCAGGCUAACACCUUACCCGCCACCUUCUGGUGCCUCUUCUACCUCAUCAGGUGUCCCACAGCAUUAAAGGCUGCUAGUGAAGAAGUGAUGAAGAUUUUUGAGAGUUCCAGCCAGAAGGUGGAUCCCAAUAACCCUCAGCUGGUUCUGACCAGAGAACAGCUGGACAACAUGCCCAUUCUCGACAGUAUAAUAAAGGAGGCGAUGAGGCUGUCCAGCGCGUCUAUGAAUGUCCGAGUGGCUAAAGAGGACUUCCUGCUCCAUCUGGACAACAAAGAGUCCUACCGUAUCCGCAAGGACGACGUCAUCGCCCUCUACCCUCAGAUGCUGCACUUUGAUCCUGAAAUCUACCCGGAUCCUCUGACCUACAAGUAUGACCGGUACCUGGAUGAGAACGGGCAGGAGAAGACAAGCUUCUACAGGGAAGGCCGGAAACUGCGCUAUUUCUACAUGCCCUUCGGCUCCGGCGUCACCAAGUGCCCCGGACGCUUCUUCGCCGUCCACGAGAUCAAGCAGUUCCUGGCUCUGGUUCUGUCCUACUUCGAGUUGGAGCUUCUGGACUCCGCGGUGAAGAUUCCUCCCCUGGACCAGUCCCGCGCUGGACUGGGCAUCUUACAGCCCACCUACGACGUCGACUUCAGAUACCGACUCAAAGCCCAAUAGGAUGAUCCCACUGUCCGUAUUUAUUGACUGAAGCACGAAUGCUGUUGUAGAUGUUGUUGUUGUUUUGUUACGUUCUGUCUAGACAAACCAAAGAUUGCUGCCACUGGAAAUUCCUCGUUAGGACUGGUCUGAUUGAACACAGCGCUAAUGGAAAGCGUACACUCCCAGUAGGACCUCCCAACACCAAACUGUGACAUUUUUACACUGUAAACGAUGUAAACUAAGUAACUUAAAUAUGAAGCAGCAUCUGAUUACAGAGCGCUUUUUGAGUUAGCUUAAUUUAGCUCUGUUAAUAAUGCUAUUGUAUUUCUAGGAAGUUGCUAAAGGGUUUUUAAGUAGUUGCAAUUGUAACAGUUAGGUUGCUAUGGGCAUGAUAGGGUUGCUAUGAAAUAGCUGUUAGUUUCUAAGCCGAUGCUAAGUGGUUUCUGAAUUAUUGCUUUUGGUAAAGGUGUUUAAUAGGCUGUUGAGAAGGUGCUACUGUGGUAAAAGUGCUGUUGUUCGCUAAGCUGUUGCUAUGGUGUAGCUCUUGGCUGAUAAGGUGUUGCUAGGUGGUUGAGAAGGAUCUCCUAUGGUAUAAAUGCUGGUUGCUAUGAAAGGUGUGAAAGGGAAGAUGCUACAGUAUUCCUAAAGUGGUUCCUAAAGUGUUGCUACGGUGUAGCUGUUGGUUAAAAAAAGUGCUUCUAAGCCGUUGCUGUGGCUUGUUUUGUGCUUGCGAAAGUGUUGCUAUGGUGUAGUUGUUGGGUUUCCAUGGUGUUGCUACAUGUGAAAGGUAUUGCUAAAGUGUUUAUGCUAAUCCUUUUAUCAAAAUGAGUCUAAAUUGCCUACUGCAAACCGUCUAAGAUGAGAGUUAGAAGAACACUUGACUUACAGAAGUUGAGUUAACUCAAAAAAUGCUCUGUAAUCAGAUACUUAAAUGUAACUUCACAUUGUUUAGAGUUUAGACCAAGUCAGUGUUAACCCCUUAUUAUAUAAUAUACAGUGCUUUCUCGUGGCAGUAAUGUGUAUAAAUGUAAGUAGAUUUAAUAUUGUAUAUUUAUAAUUAUGUUUUUUGCUGAUUUGAAGUGUUAUUUUUUGAAGGCUUCUAAAAUGAUUAGUGAUAAUGUUCACAUUUAACAUAUUCAAAAGCUGCUUUAAGUUUGAGGUGCACUAAAAACAGUUCUUUGGCUGAAACCAGACUAAAUGAAAUAUUCAGUUGAAAGCUGAAUAUAUAAUAUCGCCACUUUUUUCACCACUGAAGACAAUUUCCAAAAAAAAAGCAAAUACAAAACUACAAGAAAAAAAUAUAUAUAUAUUUAUUGAACACUUAUUGAACCCACUCAAUGCUCCCAACAUUAGAAGUGUAAACAUAAGCACACACCUCCUACGAUACAUGUCAAAUCAGACUCCGCCUCUUUUCCAACUGCCGCCAAUCAAUGCAGCAUCACUAUCACAGCACAUUUGGAGGAAAGUGCCAGAUCCCCAGCUCUGAUGCAUCAGCUAAGAGACGACUGCAUUAGCUGUAGGGAGUGAGCACCACCUACUCACCCAGAGAGAGCGUGGACCAUUGUUCUCUCUCGGACUCCGGCUGCUGAUGCCAAACAGCAUGAUCUGAUUUGAACAGACAAUCAUAGUGGCAGCAGAAACUUUUUGUUUAUGGCUUUUAUGGACCAAACCGAAAUAUGUUUUUUGGAAACAUAUUUUUUUGGUUGCCAUACAUGUGGUGCAUCCCUGCUUUAGUUAAAACUUUACGGCUCUGCUUCUUUAGUUAUCAGUAAUAUUUACUGCCUGUGAGCCAUGAGUUCCUUUAUUAAAGCAAAACCCUGGCUGAGGACACUAACAGUUUCGAUACUUUUUUGUAGUGUAAUUAUUGUUAUUUAUGUUUAUGAUUAAUGGAACAAUACUGGCGCUGUAUAUAUAACCUGGAAAUGAUCAUAAAUGUUAGGGCUGCUGUGUGUUUUGUGAACAACAUGAUUGCUGUAGAAUUGCUUGUUAAUGAGUUGGACGCUUGCCACAGUUCUCACAUUUGCUGUUUAAAGAAUGCAAUUAAAACUUUUUAUAGUAGA